CGUGAAUCUCGUAAUGAGUGGAUUGCUUUUUCAGUGAAAGAAGUAGUCGAACUGAAAAUGGUGCAACAGCUGUGAUUAUGUGAUACUUAACUAAAUAAUGAAACAAGAACUCUACAUGCAAUGGGCGAAACGAAAUUGUUGAAAACUAUUCUUCUAAGUAUACUAUUCCAAGCAUCCACCGGAAGGCCGUUCUCAUUUCCGGAUGGAACUCGAGCAAACGGAGAUCGUAGCGGUGAAUCGCGAUCACCGGAAGGUCGCAGCAUUCAAGGUGGGUCCAGCCAAAACAAAAAUCUGGACAUCUACAGUCGAUACAGCGUUUACGAACAUGAAGAUGAAGAAGACUACCACCGUAGAACAUCGACCACUCCUCGUCCUUAUGUCACUUUCAGUACAACCCGACAAGCAUUCAACCAGGCACCGAAUGCUCACUUCAAUCGACUUCCACCGGCGAAAAACGACGAACCGAUAGAAGCAGAACCCGAAGACGACUACGACGAUGGAGAUGCGGUGGAUGGAGUCGACCCUCCACCGACAAAUGCUGAAGCAGACUACAGCAGUGGCAGCACCGGAUACGGUAGUAAACCAGUCACAUUCAACAAUUUGUUGUACAACUUCAAUGACAACAACAAAUUUGGCGGAUUCGGAAAUCUGUUCGGCGAGAAUCGCCGCAAGUACAAACACAAAUUUAAACGACGGAAGCCCGGGCAGCCGUGCAUUCCCUAUGAUCUCUACAAUCGACUCCGAACGGGUCGCGAUUCCAACGGAAAUAAGAUUGACCCAAAAACGUUGAUCCCACCGUUGAACUUGGUGCUGGCCGAUGUGAACUACUACUCUCCGUCGAAUAACUACAAUGGGCAUGGAGGUGCUCACGAUACGAGUCACGCGGAUACUGGAGGGGCCGUGUUCAACAACCAUUUCUACGAUGCCGUAGGAGGGUACCCGUGCACAGGAGGUUACAAUCCACAUCACAGACCACACCACAAACCACACGGAGGUCCGCUGGGAUUCUUCGGACAGGGUGGACUGUUCGAUUGGAGGCCGUCAGCCGAUUCUGUUCAAAGCGAUACCGGCGAAGGCGGAGUCGGAAAUAAGCCGGCAGUGGUGUUCAACCUGAAUGAUGCCAUCGAUACAGUGGCAACUAACUGGAGACCAGGUGAAAGUUUUCAAAUGAUGAUGAAGGUUAUAGCAGAUUUCAUUGCAACCGUUUCCGGGGCUCCUGGAGAAGUCGUGGGAGACGCAGUGGAUACAAUUCGGAAAGUUAACAAAGAGUAUGCCAGUUUGCUUGGAUAGAAUACUCUACUGUGUAAAUAAAAAAAAU
This is a messenger RNA of Armigeres subalbatus, 1318 nucleotides long. RefSeq lists its product as uncharacterized. The record is from RefSeq and is a predicted model, not a curated record. NCBI's taxonomy places the organism in Eukaryota, Metazoa, Arthropoda, Insecta, Diptera, Culicidae. The transcript has 3 exons. The coding region runs from base 121 to 1290 and encodes 389 amino acids.